ACUCUCUCUCUAUAAAACCAUCUUCUCUUUCUCUCUCUAGAACUAGAAUAGCUCCGACUUUCGUCGUCGGCUCCAUUCGGGAAUCGAGGAAUUUCUCGCGUCAAUCUCAAUUCAAUUACAAGAAGAAGCCCGAGAAUUCCUCGCAAUCGCCCCUGGUAAACCCUAAAAUUUGAUUAUCUGCAGUCCACUUCCAGUUUAAAUUCGCCCCGAUUAACCUAGAUCUGUCCCCAAUUCCCCCUCCGGAUCGUAUAUAUUUUCACCGUCGAAGAAAAUCUGGCCGAGAAAAGCCCGAUUGAGUUGCAUUUCCUGGUAAAUAUCGAUUAAUUGGUGUAGAAGUCCAAUCACGAUUGUGAGAGGUGGGAAUAAUGGGCAGGUUUGACAAGGAAACAGCGGAGCCCUCAUCCUCGCCGGCGGAGACAACGUCGACGUCGAAGACGGUGACGGUUAAUGGCACACACGAUUUUAAGAUCACGGGGUAUUCGCUGUCUAAGGGAAUUGGGAUUGGGAAGUAUGUAGCGUCGGAUACGUUUAUGGUUGGUGGGUAUUCGUGGGCAGUUUAUUUUUAUCCCGAUGGAAAGAGCGCGGAGGAUAAUGCUACUUACGUCUCGCUUUUCAUCGCGUUAGCUAGUGAGGGCACCGACGUUAGGGCGCUGUUUGAGCUGACUCUCUUGGAUCAAAGUGGAAGGGAGAGGCACAAAGUUCAUAGCCAUUUCGGUAGGGCGUUGGAGACGGGACCAUAUACUCUAAAAUACCGAGGCAGCAUGUGGGGUUACAAACGAUUUUACAAGAGAGCUGCUCUGGAAUCAUCUGAUUACCUGAAGGAUGAUUGCCUUCAUGUGCAUUGCUGUGUUGGUGUUGUUACCUCGCACACAGAGGGACCUAAGAUCUACUCCAUUCCUGUUUCCCCAUCAAAUAUUGGCCUGCAUUUUGGGCAGCUGCUAGAAAGUGGAAAAGGGACUGAUGUUAAUUUUGAAGUUGAUGGAGAAACCUUUUCUGCUCAUAAAUUGGUUCUUGCAGCACGAUCACCUGUUUUCAGAGCUCAAUUAUAUGGUCCAAUGAAGGAUAAAAAUACGGAGUGUAUAAAUAUUGAAGACGUGGAGGCACCUGUGUUUAAGGCCCUGCUUCAUUGGAUGUACUGGGACGCACUUCCUGACUUUGAAGAGCUUACUGGACUGAACUCAAAAGGGGCCUCCACAUUGAUGUCUCAGCAUAUGCUUGCUGCUGCUGAUCGGUAUGGUUUAAAUAGAUUGAGGUUGCUCUGUGAGGCUAACCUUUGUGAGGAUGUUGCCAUCAAUACUGUUGCAACAACAUUAGCACUUGCAGAACAACACCACUCUUUCCAGCUGAAAUCUGUCUGUCUCAAAUUUGUCGCUCUUCCGGAAAAUCUUAGAGCUGUCAUGCAAACAGAUGGUUUUGAGUACCUUAAAGAAAGCUGUCCACAGGUACUCACCGAGUUAUUGGAGCAUGUUGCCAGGGUCAACGAACACUCUAUUACUGUUGGCAAGCUAGGGAUCGAAGGUAUUCUAGAUGGAGGUGAUGUCAAUGGCAGACGCGUCAAACAAAGGAUGUAAGAAGUCGCGAUUGUCUAGUGUAAGAAAAAUACAUUAGAUCCUUUUUUAGGGUUUACUAGAAAUAUAUUUGUCCGGCUGUUGGUCGUGUUCGUUACAGGUGUAAAUGAUCUGCUUCCAUUCAUUGUUAUCUGAGAUCAUGGAUCAGUCUAGAGCAUGAACUCGACGCCCUCUGCCAUAAACUUGUGAUGUGUAUGGUUCCCCUUAGUAAACUAAGAACAUACCUAUCUGUAAUUGAUAUUUUCCCCAACUCUUUUUGAUGCCUACUGUUUCUGAUAGUAAUUUGUUGUAUUUCUUAAUUUUUUGAGAGAAGUGAUUUGUUA
Molecule: messenger RNA, 1891 nt
Organism: Salvia hispanica
Lineage: Eukaryota; Viridiplantae; Streptophyta; Magnoliopsida; Lamiales; Lamiaceae
Product: BTB/POZ and MATH domain-containing protein 2-like
Biological process (GO): protein ubiquitination
Molecular function (GO): protein binding
Source: RefSeq, a predicted model, not a curated record